AUGGUCGCUAUGAUGGGUUCUCUAGCACCAAACAAAGGGUGGAGGAAAGGCCCUUGGACUGGUGAGGAGGAUAAGUUGCUAAGUGAAUAUGUUAGCUUGCGUGGGGAAGGUCGGUGGAGUUCAGUGGCAAACUUUACAGGAUUAAAUAGGAGCGGCAAAAGCUGCAGGUUAAGAUGGGUGAAUUAUUUGAAACCUGGCCUCAAGAAAGGUCAAUUAACACCUCUGGAAGAAGGAACCAUUAUGGAGCUACAUGCACUUUUGGGUAACAAGUGGUCUACGAUAGCAAAAUACUUGCCAGGUAGAACAGAUAACGAGAUCAAGAACUACUGGAGAACCCACUUCGGGAAGAGGGAGAAAUCCAAACACAAAAAGCCACAAAGGCGACAAAAGGAACAACAACCUAAUAAGCCGUGUGAUUUCAAAACCAUCAUGUGUCCCAAGGAAACCAUAAACGAAGCAAAAUCCUUCGAGACACAAAAUAAUAAGCAACAAGAAAUUGGUUUCAUGUACCCAACAAUAGAUAACCAAUAUAAUACGGUUCCUUCCACUGAGGGAUUCUCAUCCAUGUGGCUAGACACUCCAGUGGAUGAUGGCUUAUGGUUUGGUUUUUGGGACUUUGAUGAAUCACAGAGUUUUGGAGAUUAUCUUAACCAGUUUAGCAAAUGUGGCAUGCCAAAUGAAGCCACAUUUGCUGUUGGAGGGGAUUCCACGCAAAAUCAUGAUAAAACUUCUUGUUUUGAUGAUGCAUCGUUUGCAUGA
This is a messenger RNA of Sphenostylis stenocarpa, 759 nucleotides long. NCBI's taxonomy places the organism in Eukaryota, Viridiplantae, Streptophyta, Magnoliopsida, Fabales, Fabaceae. The record is from the annotation of a GenBank genome assembly.